Messenger RNA from Callorhinchus milii (elephant shark), 3113 nucleotides. RefSeq names its product glucosaminyl (N-acetyl) transferase 4. The record is from RefSeq and is a predicted model, not a curated record. Lineage: Eukaryota; Metazoa; Chordata; Chondrichthyes; Chimaeriformes; Callorhinchidae. Gene Ontology annotation, cellular component: membrane. Gene Ontology annotation, molecular function: acetylglucosaminyltransferase activity. The transcript has 2 exons. Bases 124 to 1476 code for a protein of 450 amino acids.
CAGCCCCAGCCUUGCUCUGCCCUGCUCUGCCUGCUCCAGCUGGAAAGGCUCACACCAGGUCCUUUCAACAGAUAAUAACUUGGCACAUAUUUUCCAGACACAGUCAACAUCGACUUCCUCUCAAUGAAGAGGUGUUUGGCUACAACUUCUCAGCUUGCAAAGCUUCUCUUCUGUUUACUUUGUAUCCUGCCCUGUUUAUUAAAACUCUUUUACAGUCUGACAGAGGUGACUGGAUCGAACAAAAAGUGGUUAGUGGAACCUUUCUGGAGCACCUCACAAUUUGUGCGUAACACAAAAUACCCCAAAUACACAAGCUUAAAAUUUGAAAUAAAUUGUGCAGCCAUUUACGACCAUGAUCCAGUGGAAGUGGGGAAGACUUUAGAAAUCCGAAAUAAUGAUAUAGUUGAUCUUGAAGAUGAAGAUGUGGCAUCGAUGGUAUUGAACUGUGAUCAAUACCUUCACCUCAGGGGGUACCACUCGGAUCCAAUUUCGGAGGAGGAACUUGGGUACCCCUUGGCAUUUUCUCUAGUUGUUCAUAAAAAUGCUAUAAUGGUAGAACGAGUCUUACGAGCAAUAUACAUGCCUCAGAAUUUAUACUGCAUUCAUUAUGACCAGAAAUCCUCCAGCUCAUUUAAAUCUGCCAUGGAGAAGCUGGCCAGCUGCUUCCCUAAUGUUUUCAUCGCAUCAAAGUUGGAAUUGGUACACUAUGCCCAUAUCUCCAGACUGCAAGCGGACCUCAAUUGCCUCUCUGAUCUUCUCAGGUCCUCAAUCCAAUGGAAGUAUAUUAUCAACCUGUGCGGCCAAGAUUUUCCUUUGCGGUCCAACUACGAACUGGUAUCCGAGUUGAAGAUGCUCAAUGGAGCUAACAUGCUGGAGUCCGUUCAUCCCAGUGACAGCAAGAAGGAACGAUUCGCAUAUCACUAUGAGCUCCAAAAUGUGCCUUUUGAGUAUGGAAUGGUACCUGUCAUGUCCAACCUUCAAAAGGACGCUGCCCCUCACAACAUUGAGGUGUUUUCAGGUAGUGCCUACUUUGUCUUGAGUCGUGAGUUUGUUCUGUACAUUAACAACAGCUUGGUAGCCAAAGAUUUUCUUGCCUGGUCCUCAGAUACCUAUUCGCCCGAUGAACACUUCUGGGCCAGUAUGGUUCGUGUGCCUGGGGUCCCAGGUGAGCUGCCUCGGUCUGCGCGAGAGGUGAGCGAUCUAGAGAGUAAGGUGCGAUUGGUGAAGUGGAGCUAUCUGGAAGAGCAGUUGUACCCACCAUGCACAGGCACUCGACGCCGAAGCACCUGCAUCUACGGUGCGGCUGAGCUAAGAUGGCUACUCAACUCCAGGCACUGGUUUGCCAAUAAAUUUGACUCUAAGGUGGACCCUGUAUUGAUAAAAUGUUUGGAAAUGAAGCUUCGUGAGCGCCAAAGAAACAUGGUGGAAGCCAGCUCUCAAACACUCUAUGUUAAGAAUGUCUCAGGAAACAUUUAGGGUUGAAGUUAUGUAGCUUUCUGCUUGUCAAAAUCACAGUCAGCUAUAUGCACACUCACAGGGCUGAAAGGCGAACACGAGAUUAAAUUAUUGUAUGGCUGUUUCGUACCUUUCAGUAGAAAGCAGCGGACAGAAAGUAAUGUGGAUCAAGCAUAUUUGGUAGAUAAUACAAUAAGACAAGUUGACAUCAGCUGCCGAAAUAUUUGACAUUAUUUUUAUUACAUUGGUGGGGCUGGCCCCCAUCAGAGGUUUCGGAUAAGUUCAUGAUUGAGGCAAUUCUACAUGUCCUGGGCAAGGAACAGACUUUUUUUUACUAUGUCCACACAAUUUUCUUAUAGAAGGCCAGAACUGAGCUGCAAUACACUAGGCCGGUGCACACUGUAAUGCUAUAAUAGGUGAAUUACUGAAGCAAGUUAUUCAAAACCUUAAGUAAAGUCAUUCAAGUUAAAGGUUAGAGGACAGAUAUGUCUAGCAGAAUUAUCAAAGGGUGUUUUCGUCAGUGGGGACGCAAACAUUGAUUUUCAAUAUAAUAAUGUUGGCAAUGUACAAAGUACCAAUGACAGAUGAAGCUACCAAGCUACCUUGAAGCAAGCAUGAAGUAAUAUGGACUAAUAGUUAUUUUAUAGAAUGCUUUUAAAUAAUUUACAACUUCAGGAAUAUGAUCUGCUGCAGUUUUGCCAGUUUAAAAAGGCCUGAGGUAAGAUGCCAGUGUGGGAUUUCAGCAAUUAAGUAAUUUGCAGUGUGUAUCUGACCUUUAUCUUUUAUCAUAGUAAUGUUAUGUCGUCUCAGAACUUGGGAAUGUUACAUGUUAAACCAGUUUGUAUCAACAAAGUCCAUGCCAUUGGAGGGUACAACGGACCUCAGCCUAUAUUAAAGGAAUAGUGUAGAUCUCAGAAGUCAGAAUUCCCACUGGUUCUAAAUGAAGAUUAUUUUCUUAAUAUUUUAGAAAAAAUUCAGUCUUAAUUUUGAAGCUGUUUCGCCGUAGGUUAUUUUAAGAAAGGCUCCCAAAUUAAGACUGAUUUAACAUUUGCCAUAAUUGCAAGCUCUGAAAUGUUAAAAAAAAAUCUGUCGAGAAAGAGGUGGAAUUUCUACCCCCAGAACUAGGGAGCAGCAAUGUUAUAAUUAUGUUACAUCAAUUUGCAUGUAAAGGAAAUAAAAAUAUCACAGGCUUCAAUGCAUAGCCUUCGGUUUAUAUCCUAUCACUUUAUUUCCACUGAUUUGGGAGUCGGUGACUAGAGGGCACAAUUUUAAGAUCAUUAUCAUAAAGAAAUCAAAGGAAGAAAUUAGGCAGAGUUUAGGAAAAAUAAUUUUACUUAAAGGCUAAUUAGGAAAUGGAAUUCCCUACCAAAAAUAGUGACUGAAAAGGGAAUUGGACAAAUAUUUGAAUCUGAAUAACGGAAACAGUAAGGCACUGGGGAGUGGGAUUAAAUGUAUAGCUCUUGGAGAUAGCCAUCAAAUGCACCUUAUGGAGUCGAAAUUCCGUGCUUUACAUUGGAAUUGUGAUUUUAGAUUGGUAUUGAAUUUGGAUUGAACAGUAUUGUGUUGUAUUACUUUUACCUUUGCACUUACCUUCAUCUGUUCAAGCUGCCUUGCAUUCAUAAUUGACAUGUUAAAUAAAUUGCCACCAUUCACCUGUU